Messenger RNA from Paramecium pentaurelia, 3159 nucleotides. The record is from the annotation of a GenBank genome assembly. Lineage: Eukaryota; Ciliophora; Oligohymenophorea; Peniculida; Parameciidae.
AUGUCAACAGAACUUAAAAGACAAUAAAAUUUUUCUCGUGUUUAAUCUACAAAUAUCAAUAAGGCUGCUGAGUAAUGGAUAGUUGAUACUUUAGCAAUGGAUAUUAGAUUUAAAACUUUGGAAGAAGUUGGAAUUAGUAGACAUUAAUUAAUGGUAAAAUAAAAUUGUAAUAUUAAAGGGUAGAGGAUUAAAAAAGGAUACAAUUGAUCGUCUAUAUAAAGGGUUGUAUGUUUAUUCUAAAGGAUUUAAUGAACUUUUAAAUUAGUGUAUUGGAGAUGAUAUUUUAAUAGUAAAAGGGUUGAUUUGGAAAGUGUUCUUAAUUUUAUUAGAGAGAUAUAAUAGUUCUGAUUAUUAAAUGAUGAUGUAACAAUUAAUGGAAUAACAUUUUAAAGAAGUGAAGUAAGUAAUAAAGGAUAAUGAGACAAUAGGAUUUUAUAAUUAAGAAUUGCAAAAUAAAUUAUAAGAAGAAUAAGAGAAACAAGAAGAAUAGAUUUAAAAUCAUAAUAAGAUUGAAUAAAACUUAAAAUAUUAAUUAGAUAUAUUGAAUAAUAGAUAUUUAUUGGCUGAUGAUGCUGCUGAAAGAGAAUUGGAGAAAAGAUUUAGACUUGAAAACAAAACAGGAUAAAUAAGAUAAUAAUUUAGUGAAUUAGUAUGUAAAUAAUAAUUAUUAUUGGAUGAAUUGUAAUAUCUUAAUAAAUAAUUAUAAUAAAAAUAGAAUUAAAAUGAAGAAUUAUUGGAUGAAAGAUAAAAUUUCUUAAAGAGAAUAGAAAAAUUAAAUGAAGAAAACAAUUCAUUAAAAAUUAAGAUAAUAGAUUAUACAUCUACUAUAUCAUUAAAAAAUGAAUUAAUGAAGAAUUCAGAUGAAUUGAUAACUAAAUUAUAAAAUCAAAUUAUAAAGUAAUAACAUUAAGCUACUACUUUUGUUACUAAUCCAUUUUUAUAAUUAAAAUAAAAAGAUGAUGAAUAUUAAUAAUAAGAAGAAGAAAAAUUAAAAUAAGAAAAUCAAGAACUUAGAAAUAGAAUAAUGAUUUAUUAAUAAUAGAUAGAUAUUUAUAUUUAAUAGAAAUCUUAAGAUUUAUUGAAUUAGAUUAAAUUACUUGAAGAUAGUUUGAGUAAAUAUAAAUAAUCUAAUCAAGAAUUAUAGGAUAAGUAUUUUAAUAAGAAACAAAAAUUGAGUAAUGUAUUUAAUUAAGUAAUUUUUAGCUUAAACAUAAAUAUAAUACUUUAUUAGUAGCUUAAGAUAUUACAAAAGGAAAUUUAGAUAUAAAUUUUAAGAAGAUUGAAAAUCUAGAAAAUGCAAAUAGUUUUUAAAUUGUUAAUAAUUCCACUUUAAGUCAAUAUGUAGAAAGAUUAACAAAUUGUAUUAAAAAGAUGGAAUAAAAUGAAAAAAUCUUGAAUGAUAGAAUUCAUUCUUAAUUUGUAUUCAAUUUUUUAUUUAAUAUUUUAGUAAACUAUAUAAACCUUAUCAUCAUAAGUUGAAGUUACAUCAAGAUAAAAUUAAUUAAAAAUAGAUAAUCUCAAUCAAUUAUUACUAUAAAAAUCAAUUUAAAAUGAUGAAUUAUAAUUAUUAUAUAAGGAUUUAAAGUAAUCACAUUAAGUGAUGUAGGAAUAAUAUUAAAAGGAAGUUUUAUAAUUAUAAGUAUAAAAUGAAGAACAAAAAUAAAAAAUAUAAAAUUAAGAAAUUGCUUAUUACAAAUUAGAAUAAAAUGAAAUAUAAAUUAAAUUUGAAUUAGAAAAUUAAACCAAGUAAAUAAUUUAUAUUAUUUUAGAUAGUAUUAAGAAUACAUAUAAAAAAAAGAGGAAUAAGUUAAAUUGAUAAAUGAUUAAGGGAGUAAAAUAAGAAAACUUGAAAAAGAUAAUGCAAGAAUAAAUUAAGAAUUGAAUUGGGUAACAAAUUAAAAUUAAGGUUUUUCUGAUAAAAUAAAAAAAUAAUAGUUAAUAAUAAAAGAUCUUUAAAAAGACUUAGAUUAAGUAAAGAUUGAUUACUCAUAAGCUUAAAGGGAAUUUGAAGAUAUGAAAUUUGAUUAUGAUGAAUAAAUAAUCUUCUAUUAAUAGAAUAUUCAGAGUUUGGUGAAAUAGAGAAAAGAAUUUGAAGAAGAUUUAGUAAUUAAAUAAUAAACGAUUACUAAAUAAGCUUAGAUAAUGGCUGAUCAAGAUGAAAAAUUAAAAAGAUAAGAGUUAAAUUUAAUGAAUAAGGAUUAAGAUAUAAAAUUAAUAGAGGAAAAAUUAAUGUUAGAAUCUUAGAAAUUUAAUAAUUUGAUAAUAUAAAAAGAAGAAUAAAGUGAUUAACCUGAUAAAUCUACAAUAAUAAGUUAAAAUAUUUAAGAAAUAAUUUAAAAAAAAUUGAUUUAAAAAAUAAAAUAGAAGAGAUAAUAAGGUAAUUCAAAUUUAAUUACAAUAAUUGAUUCUAUGGAAAAUGAUAAUAGUAUAUAAGAUAUAAUAGAACAUCAAUUAUAAAAUGAUAGUACACUAGAAAACUUAUUGAAUUCAAUUGUAGAAGGUCCAAAAAUAUAGACAUCUUCAACAUAAUAAUUAUACAAUAAUGGAUUUUAAAAAUAAUCCAAUUUUUAAUAGAAAUCUUAGAGUAUUCUACAAACAUAAAAUUAAACAAAACUUAAAUAAAAUUUAAUUGGAUCUAAACCAAUAAAACCUUUACCAUAAUUUAAAUAACAAUAAACUAUUGAAAUUUUACCAUAAAUAUUAACUAAAAGUAAUGAUAUUAUUUCAAAUCAAUCAUCAAGAAAUAAAACAAUUAAAUCUUCUUAAAAGAGACCAAGUAAAAGUAUGUAAAAGUCAGAAACUACUUAAAAUUAUAAUACUCUAUAAUAAAAUUAGCCAAAAUAAACAUAUUAAUCAGAUAGUAAUUUGAUCUAAUAAUAAAAUUAAUCUAGAAAUUAAAAUUUGUCCUUUUAAGUAAAUGUAGAUACAUCAUUUUAAGAAACUGGAUAAUUCCCAACUCAAUUUAUGUCAUAAAUAUAUUAAGGUGGAGAACAAAUAAAUUAUAAAACAAUUUCAGAAAAAGAAUUAAAAGUGGAUGGAGAAAAUUAAGAAUAAAGAAGGUAAUCUUAAUCUAGACCAAGAAAAUCAUCUGUAACUAAAUCAAAAUAAUUCACUUAACUUUAUAAAGUAGUAGCUGAUUAUUAUACUUAAUGUUAAUGA